Molecule: messenger RNA, 1431 nt
Organism: Monascus purpureus
Lineage: Eukaryota; Fungi; Ascomycota; Eurotiomycetes; Eurotiales; Aspergillaceae
Source: the annotation of a GenBank genome assembly
AUGUGGAUUGGCCUGCUCUUCGGCGUGAUGUGCCUGGGCGCUGCCUUUCAGCGCCAGCGGUCGUCGCAGAUGCCCGACCCGCAGCAGCUGGUCCGUCUGUACCGGGAGAAGAUCAUCCAGUGCCUGGUCGUGGGGAAGUACGCCAAAUGCGCGCCGUACACGCUCGAGACGCUGCUGCUCUACCUGAACAUCGAGUACCUGCAGAGCGAGGACACCCGCGUCGAGACCUGGAUCCUGCUGGGCGUCAUCGUGCGCCUGGCCCUGCGCAUGGGCUACCACCGCGAUGCCAGCCACUUCCCGCACAUCUCUCCCUUCGCGGCCGAGAUGCGCCGGCGUGUCUGGGCUCUCAUCGUCCAGUUCGACUGUCUGACGUCCGCCCAGGUCGGGCUACCGCGCAUGAUCCGCGACUCGCAGUCGGACACGGCGGAGCCGCGCAACCUGCUCGACGAAGACUUCGACGAGAACAGCACCGCGCUGCCGCUGCCGCAGCCCAGCACCGUCCAGACGCCGGUGCAGUAUAUCGUGGCGAAGAACCGCAUUGUCGCGGUCUUCGGCCGGAUCUGUGACCUGAUCACAUCCAGCAACGCGCCCUCCUACCCCGAAGUGAUGCAGCUGGACGAAACCCUCCAUGACACCUACCGCUCCGUGCCGGGGGGCCUGCAGAUGCGGCCGAUGACCAGAUCGCUCACGGACGGGGCGACGGUCAUCCUGCGCCGCAUGUACAUCGUCCUGCUCUACCACAAGGCUGUCUGCAUGCUGCACCAUCGCUACAUGAUUCCGGCCCGGACGGACGGGCGUUAUGCCUACUCCCGCUCCACCUGUGUUGCGGCCGCCCUGCAGAUCCUCUCGCAUCAGUGGACGCUGCAUAAUGAAACCCAGCCGGGAGGCCGUCUGUACGAGGAGCGCUGGAAGGUCUCCUCGCUCGUCAAGAGCACCUUCUUCCUGGGCACUACGAUCCUGUGCGCAGAGCUCGACUGCUCCCUCCACAAGGAACCCGCCGACGCCGAGCAGUCACCGGCCGAGACAGGCCUGCGGCAGCAGGUCAUCCAGGCUCUGCAUAAUUCGUACACGGUCUGGUUGCAGGCGAGUGACUCCUCGCGCGAGGCGAGGCUGGCGGCGGAUGUCUCCGGUCUGCUUCUCACCCGGGCACAGAGGAAAUGGAGGCCAGCGGAGAUGCGGCAAGUCGGAAACAUGGCAAUGUCGUCGGAAUCCCCCUUCAUGGGCGUGUCAAUCCCGCCGCAGAGCGCUACAAUGGCUUCUGCCGCCCCCGUUGAACAGCCGCUGAGCAUGCCGCAGCUGCUGCAGUUCAAUACCGCGGCGCACAUAGACUAUAGCGAUCUCGGUGCGGAGCCGUUGGGUCUUAGCCAGGGCGUGGAUGACAUGCUCGCCAUGUCGAUGACUUUUCCGCGGAUGUUCAAUGUGCCGGUUUGA